AUGACCGUAACCAUCGCGUCGAACACCGAUGUGUUCCUGAAUCCACAAAAAACCGAAGCACAACAGCUGAUGUCGGCUCCAGAAACCAUGCAGCAUGCCGAUGUGAAAUUGUCAAAAGUCCUUUUCACCAAAGACGACAGUAAUUCGGAGAUUCUGCUCCUCGGCAAGGGACGUGGCCGAUGUGUCGCCUUAUGGGACAGAGACGAUGGAAUUGAUCCAUUCCGGGUUUUGUCGAUCAAAAAUACAGAUGUGGACCCAAAUGAUGCUUGCAAAAUGACCGAUAACCGAGUGUGUAUCGGGUAUGCAGAUGGAUCCCUAGCGAUGUUCAAUACGGAUAAGGAGGAUUUGGCUUUGAUGUCUCGUAUCCCAUCGAUUCACAAUGGAUGUGCCAGUCGAGCGAUUUGUCUCAAUGGAAAUGCGAUUUUGAGCGCCUCUUCCAAUGGUACUCUCUCGUCGGUGGACGUGGAAACCGCGAAAUCGACACGAAUCUUCUCCGGACAAGCCGGAAUACGGUCGAUUUGUACCACUUUUUCGUCGAACGUCGCCCACAUUUUCCCUCCAAAUGCGCCAUAUAUUUUCAGCCACCCCCUCACUGGACCCCAUCAAAACGUUGAUCCCAUCCAAGAAGACCCUGGACCCAAUCACUGCCCUCUGCUCUCAUCCGGCCCAAUCCAAUCUGAUUUCGUGUGGAACCGACGACGGAAUCAUUGGAUUAAUCGAUGCGCGAAACUCGAGAUCAGCCAGUAUCACCUCUACGUAUAUGGUGGCGAAGAAGGGCAUCACUCAGGUCAUGUUUCAUCCGACAUCCAACGAUUCGUUGUUGGUUUCCUCGUUGGAUGGAACACUCCAGAGAAUCGAUGCUUCGGGAGCGCCUGUAAUAGGUGUUCUAGAACGUCUAGUUUCAAAAUAGACGGUUCUGAAACGUCCACAUCUGAAACAGACGGUUCUAGAACGUCCAGAGCUAGAAUAGGUGGUUCUAGAACGUCUAGUUUCAAAAUAGACGGUUCUGAAACGUCCACAUCUGAAACAGACGGUUCUAGAACGUCCAGAGCUAGAAUAGGUGGUUCUAGAACGUCUAGUUUCAAAAUAGACGGUUCUGAAACGUCCACAUCUGAAACAGACGGUUCUAGAACGUCCAGAGCUAGAAUAGGUGGUUCUAGAACGUCUAGUUUAAAAAUAGGCGGUUCUGAAACGUCCACAUCUGAAACAGACGGUUCUAGAACGUCCAGAGCUAGAAUAGGUGGUUCUAGAACGUCUAGUUUAAAAAUAGGCGGUUCUGAAACGUCCACAUCUGAAACAGACGGUUCUAGAACGUCCAGAGCUAGAAUAGGUGGUUCUAGAACGUCUAGUUUCAAAAUAGACGGUUCUGAAACGUCCACAUCUGAAACAGACGGUUCUAGAACGUCCAGAGCUAGAAUAGGUGGUUCUAGAACGUCUAGUUUCAAAAUAGACGGUUCUGAAACGUCCACAUCUGAAACAGACGGUUCUAGAACGUCCAGAGCUAGAAUAGGUGGUUCUAGAACGUCUAGUUUCAAAAUAGACGGUUCUGAAACGUCCACAUCUGAAACAGACGGUUCUAGAACGUCCAGAGCUAGAAUAGGUGGUUCUAGAACGUCUAGUUUCAAAAUAGACGGUUCUGAAACGUCCACAUCUGAAACAGACGGUUCUAGAACGUCCAGAGCUAGAAUAGGUGGUUCUAGAACGUCUAGUUUAAAAAUAGGCGGUUCUGAAACGUCCACAUCUGAAACAGACGGUUCUAGAACGUCCAGAGCUAGAAUAGGUGGUUCUAGAACGUCUAGUUUCAAAAUAGACGGUUCUGAAACGUCCACAUCUGAAACAGACGGUUCUAGAACGUCCAGAGCUAGAAUAGGUGGUUCUAGAACGUCUAGUUUCAAAAUAGACGGUUCUGAAACGUCCACAUCUGAAACAGACGGUUCUAGAACGUCCAGAGCUAGAAUAGGUGGUUCUAGAACGUCUAGUUUCAAAAUAGACGGUUCUGAAACGUCCACAUCUGAAACAGACGGUUCUAGAACGUCCAGAGCUAGAAUAGGUGGUUCUAGAACGUCUAGUUUAAAAAUAGGCGGUUCUGAAACGUCCACAUCUGAAACAGACGGUUCUAGAACGUCCAGAGCUAGAAUAGGUGGUUCUAGAACGUCUAGUUUCAAAAUAGACGGUUCUGAAACGUCCACAUCUGAAACAGACGGUUCUAGAACGUCCAGAGCUAGAAUAGGUGGUUCUAGAACGUCUAUUUUAAAAAUAGGCGGUUCUGAAACGUCCAAUCUGAAACAGACGCAGGUGUCGUUUAUGUGUAUGUCCUUCGUGCUUCCUUGA
Caenorhabditis briggsae is the source of this 2331-nucleotide messenger RNA. The record is from RefSeq and is a predicted model, not a curated record. The coding region runs from base 1 to 2331 and encodes 776 amino acids. NCBI's taxonomy places the organism in Eukaryota, Metazoa, Nematoda, Chromadorea, Rhabditida, Rhabditidae. Gene Ontology annotation, molecular function: protein binding. The transcript is spliced from 8 exons.